Manduca sexta (tobacco hornworm) is the source of this 679-nucleotide messenger RNA. RefSeq names its product mitochondrial import inner membrane translocase subunit Tim13. The record is from RefSeq and is a predicted model, not a curated record. The coding region runs from base 103 to 372 and encodes 89 amino acids. The transcript has a single exon. NCBI's taxonomy places the organism in Eukaryota, Metazoa, Arthropoda, Insecta, Lepidoptera, Sphingidae.
AACUGUCAACUCAAUUAAAAAUUAUAGGUUAUCCUGUGCUGUCACAUAAUUUUUACAUAAAUUGGCUAUUCGAAUUAUAAAUCCUUAAGACUAACAUUCACAAUGGAUACGCUAUCAACUGGUUCACUUAGCGGAGCGCAAAAGGAGGAGUUGAUGGACCAAGUGAAACAACAAAUCGCCAUAGCAAACGCUCAGGAACUACUGACGAAAAUGUCCGAAAAGUGUUUCAAAAAGUGCAUUAGCAAACCGGGCACCUCUUUGGACAACUCGGAACAGAAAUGUAUAGCAAUGUGUAUGGACAGGUAUAUGGACGCGUGGAAUCUGGUGUCGCGGACGUACAGUAGUCGCAUUCAGCGCGAGAGGAACAUGUGAGAGCCGCCGCGGCCUCGCGUGCGCCAAUACGAGUCACUGCAGUGUAAAUAUAGAUAACAGUAGAUACAUGGUCAAAUUGUGAGUUGCGACCGCUGAUUAUGUUCAUGUGUUCAAUAAAUACUUUAGGUUGUUAUUUGUUUUUAUUAUGUAAAUGCACUUUCAAUUAAUCCUUUGAUGUGUAAAAUGAGAUUAUAGCCAGCUUUAUUGGCUUUGCUCACAUGACUAGAACAUAAUAUGCAAGGACGCUGUUACAAUGAUUGUAUUCCAAUUUUAAAAGAGUUACAAUAAACAUGGUUGAUGGAAAACA